AUGAAGGCCCUUCCUAAGCCGAUUCUCGUGGUUGCGGUAGCUUCCUUUGCGAUUUGUUUUGUCAUGUACCACCUCACCUUCAUGGAACUGGGCACGAUUGUAAAACAAACACCAUUAUCAAGUCACCACGCAGGCCACUACACGGAGUCUCCUAGCUGGCUAUGGCGUCCAUUACCCGAAGAACGCAAGACAUCACCUGUGGGCCAGUACAUUCUCAACGCAAAAUACAAACCUCUCUCCUUCAACUCCUUCACAGGCAAUACCUCAUAUGCAUCUAGUGAAGACGAGUUUGCCGAGAAAAACUCGUGUGAGCCGUUCUUAGUUCAGGCAAACAUCUCGGUUACCAAAGCUGAAACCCUCCGUCUUUCGUUUGCGCAAAUUGAAAAGGCCGUACUAAAAACUAAGUACAAGGAUAUAAUCAAGUACCCCGAUGAGGAUAAUAACCCCGCCGAACGGUUGAAAAAGCACUGGCACUACUUUUCCGGGGCAUCUGUCUGGUUGCAAGAUUACGGUGUUCAUUACUAUACGACCCGGGUGAUCUUCUCUCCCAAUGGCGGAGGCAAACACGAUGGCUCUAUUUCUUUCGUCUACAACCAAGUAUUUGACGCUAGCUGGCGUGAAAUCACUGAUGGGGAGUUAGAACUUCCGGAACAUAUCUGGAAAGACGUUCCUGGGGCCAGAAAGACGCUCAACUUCCCGCUGGUAGUACCGGUGCCGAUUGUCUACGAUAAGGGAAAAAUGUAUAUGGGACCCGAGGACCCGCGAAUUCUCACCCGACGCAACCCUUCCGGGUUCGAUGAGCCCAUGAUUGUGUUCAACAUGAUGGUGUGGGGCGAAGACACCAAGCGCGGUAUGCACGCCUACUUCCCCUUUACGGAUACGCUAGUGAAGUUUGUGGUGACCGGUUUCGACCGCUUGGAGAAGGAAAAGAAUUGGACACCGUUCUUUAACCCCCAGGAGCCUCAUGAUGCCACCGUUGAGUUCAUCUACAAUGUCAAUCCCUUGGAGAUUCUCCGGUGCGACUUAGUCCACGGCUGGUGCCAUUUUAUCCAUGGAAUGGGCAAGCUUGACGAGAUGCUGGUGCUGGAUAUCUCGUCUCUCAAGGAAAUUCCUGUCUCCAAGAUGAGGGGAGGGACAACUCUCUGGCCAUUGCCUGCGGUGCUUCAGACGAAGCUUCCCGCGAACAAGAGGCUCUGGGUGGGGUUUGCGAGGGCCCAUUUACAGAACUGCGGCUGCGGUGGUGACACCUACCGGCCCAAUUUCCUUGUGAUGCAGCAUAACACCGUUACUGGAGAGUAUGAGAUAUUGAUCAACGGGGAAUUUCUGAACCUUAACAUGGCUGUAAGUCCGUGGAACCCCGGAUCGGAGGAUUUGUGCUCGGGAAUAAGCGUUUUGAUUCCGAAUGGAAUCAGUUACUGGCAUGUCCAGGAAAGCAAAGAUGGAUAUAACGACUACAUGGGUUUGACUCUUUCCAGCGCUGAUGAAAACGUCCAGAUUUUACAUAUCCGGGGGCUUCUUGACCACAUUGCAUCGAUUCCAGGUUUGUUUGACAAAGCGGAGGGAAAAAUAGAAGAAAGAGCAGAGAAACCUGCGCCGAAAUACUCCAAUGGUGUUUCGUGUGCUUUGGAAUACUCGCGCAAGGUCUGCAAGGAGUACGGGAAGCACCAGAAAGAAAUCAAGGAUGCGAAGGAGAAGCUCUAG
This is a messenger RNA of Babjeviella inositovora NRRL Y-12698, 1701 nucleotides long. RefSeq names its product glycosyltransferase family 91 protein. NCBI's taxonomy places the organism in Eukaryota, Fungi, Ascomycota, Pichiomycetes, Serinales. Gene Ontology annotation, molecular function: mannosyltransferase activity. Bases 1 to 1701 code for a protein of 566 amino acids. The record is from RefSeq and is a predicted model, not a curated record. The transcript has a single exon.